UAAAGUGCCAAAGAUGGCGGCGCAGGGACCGAUGGCGAUAGCUAUGCGGCUGAGAAACCAGCUGCAGUCCGUAUAUAAGCUCGACCCGUUAAGAAACGAGGAGGAAGUCAAAUUGAAAAUCAAAGACCUGAAUGAGCACAUUGUGUGCUAUCUGUGUGCAGGGUACUUCGUCGAUGCCACAACAAUUACAGAGUGCUUGCAUACAUUCUGCAAGAGCUGUAUUGUGAAGUACCUCCAGACCAGCAAAUAUUGUCCGAUGUGCAACAUCAAAAUCCAUGAAACGCAACCCCUCUUGAAUUUGAAGUUGGACAGAGUGAUGCAGGACAUUGUCUAUAAAUUGGUCCCAGGAUUGCAAGAGAGCGAGGACAAGAGAAUUAAAGAAUUCUACCAGUCACGUGGCCUAGAGAGAAUUAUCCAGCCCUCUGGAGAUGAUGCAGUACCAGAUGCAGCCGGGCUGCCUUACACCAGCUUUGACCACUCAAAAGCCCACUUCUACAGAUACGACGAGCAGGUCUCGCUCUGUCUGGAGAGACAAAGCUCUUCCUCUUCCUCUGGGAAAGAUAAGAGCAAGCUGACGCUGCAGCAGAAGUUCGUGCGGUGCUCGGCGAGGGCAGAAGUGCGGCACCUGAGGCGAGUCCUUUGUCACAGGCUGAGUGUGGAGAAGAGCCAGGUCCAGAUGCUGUUCAAUAAUGAAUCCCUACCCGAUCACAUGACCAUGAAACAACUGUGGCUCUCCCACUGGUUUGGCAAGGCCCAGCCUUUGGUUCUUCACUACACAAUCAAGGACAAGAGAACAAGAUAGGACCCGUCCCUGCCUUUUUUUUAACAAAGAGGGUGUCAUCCGAUGUACAUAUUUUGUAUUUUAUAUAUUCUAU
Messenger RNA from Megalops cyprinoides (Indo-Pacific tarpon), 875 nucleotides. It is a transcript of the gene pcgf1, whose product is annotated as polycomb group ring finger 1. The coding region runs from base 14 to 802 and encodes 262 amino acids. Gene Ontology annotation, cellular component: PRC1 complex. Gene Ontology annotation, molecular function: promoter-specific chromatin binding. Lineage: Eukaryota; Metazoa; Chordata; Actinopteri; Elopiformes; Megalopidae. The transcript is spliced from 9 exons. Gene Ontology annotation, biological process: negative regulation of transcription by RNA polymerase II. The record is from RefSeq and is a predicted model, not a curated record.